GGUUUUUGCCCCGGCUGUGACUUGCAACAACUCAACCAUGAACGUUGUCAAAGCAGUCCGCGACUAUGUGGAAAAGAUGGUCAAGGACGUGCCCGGAAUGAAGGCCGUCAUCCUCGACCGCUUCACGACACAAUACCUCAGUCUGGUCUAUUCGCAGUCGGAAAUCCUGCAAAAGGAGGUGUACGUGAUUGACAAGCUCGAGAACGCCGGACGCGCGGCCAUGCAGCACUUGAAGGCAGUCAUCUACGUGCGUCCCAGUGAAGAGUCUGUCUCGCAGCUGGUCGCCGAGCUCAGGGCGCCAAAGUACGGCCAGUACUACAUCUAUUUCUCCAACCAGGUCAAAAAGUCGCAGCUCGAGCAACUCGCAGAGGCUGACGAACACGAAGUGGUCAAGGAAGUGCUGGAGCUGUACGCUGACUUUCUUGCCGUCAACCCUGGCCUGUUUUCGCUCGGUAUCACGGGAUGCAUGCUUUCGGGUGCACGCGAUACUUGGGAAGAGCGCGCCAUGGGCCGUGCCGUCGAGGGCCUCUCGGCUGCCUUGCUGUCGCUGCGCCGACGACCCGUCAUCCGCUACGCCAAGAUGUCGAACCUUGCCAAGGGUCUUGCUACUGAGCUGACGCUCCGCAUGCAAAGCGACGCGGCCCUCUGGCAGUUUGGCCGCAAUCAGGACGUGCCGCCACUGCUGAUGAUCCUCGAUCGCCGAGACGAUCCCGUCACGCCGUUGCUCAACCAGUGGACGUACCAGUCGAUGGUGCACGAGCUGCUCGGCAUUUACAACAAUCGCGUGGACUUGUCCAACAUUCCAGACACGUCGUCGGGGCGGCGACAAGAGAAGGACGAGCUCAAGGAGGUCAGCCAGAACCUCGUUCUCCUCACGGAAGAGUUCCAAAAGCACACGCAGGAGAACAAGAAGAUUGAAUCGAUCGAGGACAUGAAGGCCUUCAUCGAGCGCUACCCCAAGUUCAAGCAAAUGUCGGGCAACGUUGUCAAGCAUGUGACUGUCUUUGGCGAGAUUGUUCGUCGCAUCAACCUCAACGAUUUGUACUCUUCCUCCGAGAUUGAGCAAAACCUGGCAUGCCAAAACGUUGAGCACGCUCAAGCAUUGGAGGAUGUCCGAUCUGUCAUUGACAACAACAAGGCCACCGAUCUCGACCGUCUUCGCGUCGCCCUGCUGUACGCGCUGCGAUUUGAGCGCAACAGCUCUGCUUCCAUCCCGGCCCUUGUUGAUUUGCUCAACCGCCGCGGCGUGCAUCCCGAUCUUGUGGCUAUUCUCAGCGUCAUCACCCGAUAUGCUGGCGCCGAUGUCCGUGCAAGCGACGUGUUUGGCAACAAGAGUAUCAUCUCGUUUACAAAGAAGGCGCUCAAGGGCUUGAAGGGCGUGGACAACAUUUUCACGCAGCACGAGCCGUACCUGGUCGAGGUGCUGGAUUCGCUCAUGAAGAACAAGCUCAAGGACCAGCAGUUCCCCUGGGCCACGCCCAGCAUGCGCGAGCGGCCACAAGACAUUAUCCUCUUCGUGGUCGGUGGCGUCACGUAUGAAGAGGCUGUUGCUGUCGACAAGUUCUCUCGCGCCACUCCCGGCAACCCGCGCAUUCUUCUUGGUGGCACCAACAUUCACAACACGUUUAGCUUCCUCGAGGAGGUGGAAAAGAGCAUGUACGGUCCCCGCAAUUCAAUCUUUGUCGAGCGCAAGUUGCGAGGCGCCGCGCCGCCCAAGACCGAGGUGAUCAAGUACAAGUCCACCGAUAACCAGUCCUCGCAGCUGACAUAA
Molecule: messenger RNA, 1771 nt
Organism: Capsaspora owczarzaki ATCC 30864
Lineage: Eukaryota; Filasterea; Ministeriida; Capsasporidae
Product: vacuolar protein sorting-associated protein 45
Exons: 9
Coding region: 38-1771 (577 amino acids)
Biological process (GO): intracellular protein transport; vesicle-mediated transport
Cellular component (GO): Golgi membrane
Source: RefSeq, a predicted model, not a curated record